AAUAGCCAUGUAUAAACAAAACUGAGCAUUAAGAGAGAGGAGCUAUCGCCAGAAUAAGGAUAUUGAAAUGUUAAAACAUUUCAAUGAUUCCUAUAGAGAAGAGAGUUCAUUUGGAUUCGAUGUGCAACGGUCGCGGCACGUGUUCUUGUUGAAAGUGUUUUUGGAGGAAAAGCGCGAACGAGUGUAAUGACGCAUCCAAAGUUCGAAAGAUUCUAGGAUUUACUUAUUUUAGCAGAAAUUUAGUUGAUCCUUUUAAAACUUCUCAAAUAGUUACUAGUGGUGUGUGUGGUGAAGUUAUAAAAAGUUUCUAUCUCUGUGUUCAUAGAUAAGUCCCCAUUUUACUUAAAUAUUUUGAAAAAUGUGAAGUGAAGAAGUUUUAAGAAGAAACAAUUAAUAUGGAUUUAGGUUAGCCACCAUCCAAUUCCAAGGAAUUUAUGAGCAGCCUAAUAUCGUAAAUCACAGACAAAGUGUGGUUACCAAACCGUCAAACAUUCGCAUUGCCGGUGAGUUUACGGAUUAGAUGACAACAUGACCCUCUGAGCUGAUUUGCCACCCCUUAUUGGAAAAUGUCUCCGUUUCAUAUAUAGCAAGUUCUUUUUAACUGUCAUAAGUUUACAAUUUAAUGCAUACAGUCUAAUCGCAUACUUCGUAUCGUAGCUUAAUAAAACAUUUUGGCUUAUUAUCCUUCACUAAUUUUCAUUUACCGCGUAUUUGAAAUCUUGUAAAACUGUAUGACGUCACAUCGCAUGACUAACAUCAACACAAUCGCCACUGCAACGAGGUACAACACUGAUUUGGUAUUCUUUCAAGGAGGAUAUUUAUAUCAGAAUGACUUCCAUACGGCAAAUACUUUGGAUAGGCCUUCUUCUGAUAGUUACCAUUCUAUCAGAAGUUGAUGCCAUGGAUCCAAAAUUCGAUCCGUCGACACGAAUGCGUCUAGUCCUGAUUCCAGCUGAUGCCACAGUUGGGUCUGUUAUUUACAGGCUUCGUGCAACUGAUGAGGAAUUCGACUAUCCAUUAACAUUCGAAUUAACCGGGAACGUGUCGUCACCUACGGUACAAAUUGAAUCACUUCCAUGUACAAAAUAUAAUUCAGUCUGCCAAGCAAAUGUAAUACUUCUAAGGAGAUUGGAGCCAGGACGAUAUUAUGAUUUUCAGGUCUCCGUCAAGGACACAAAAGGUGGAAUGGCCACACAGCUGUGUUCAAUAACUGCAACCAAUUUCACAACGCCUCACGACACUAUUUUCCCACACAAGCCAGGAAUUAUACUGAUCCCAGAGGAUGCAAAACGUGGAACCGAAUUGGAUUACGUGAUAGCCCGUAAAAACCCACUUUUUUCUAAGCCUGUCUAUUUGGAGCUAUGGGGUUCGCCGCUGUUUGCGAUCCGCCAAAAAAUUGUUUCGCCGGAUACGACGGAGGGUACUAUUUUUCUUCUAGGACCACUUGACUUUGAGAAGCAAGCAAUGUACCACUUGACUGUUCUGGCGAAUGAUGCUUACGCGGAGCCCGGUCAAGACACGCGAAAUAUUGCGGGGCUGGAAGUCGUUGUCAUCGUACAAGAUGUCCAGGACGUGGCUCCCGUGUUUCGGGUGGCACCGCCAGUUACGAAACUUCCACCGGGACUGAUACCCGGCGAUAAGGUACUUCAAGUUCAUGCUGAAGACGGCGAUAAAGGUAAUCCGCGAGAGAUUAGAUACGGCCUCGUCUCCGAAGGAAAUCCAUUUACUUCGUUCUUCAACAUCAACGAUACUACCGGUGAAAUAUUUUUAGUACGACCUUUGGAUGAGAUAGCAGCCAUCACUCACAUCGGAGAUCCCGUCUUAUUAACAGUAAUUGCAGAGGAGGUUAAGGUUGGUCGUGACGAACCACCGGCCAUGGAUACAACUGUCGAAUUGGCAUUUUUCUUGCCGGAACGCAGUAAUUCACCGCCAUACUUCGAAAAUGAUCAUUACGUUUCUCGCAUCGAUGAAAACGCUCCACAAGGAACAGCACUCACAUUCAACGACCCAUACGUUCCUCGAGUCUACGACGACGACACAGGUAAAAAUGGAGUAUUCUCGUUGACUCUUCUAAACAACAAUGGGACUUUCGAAAUAUCACCAAAUGUCGCGGAGAGAAGUGCCUCCUUUCUAAUCCGUGUACGUGACAAUGAAUUUCUCGACUACGAGGAAAGGAAAUCUGUUGAAUUCCAGAUAUUAGCGCAAGAACUUGGACCAGCAACGAACCUCUCGGCAAUGGUUAAUGUCACCGUUUUUAUAAACGAUGUAAAUGAUAAUCCUCCGGUGUUCAGUGAAUCUAUGUACACAGUAGAAUUACCAGAAAAUAUGACGGCCGGAACGAAAGUCGUUCAGGUUCACGCUGAAGACGUUGACACUGGUAUGGGUGGUCACGUUCGUUACACACAAAUAUUAGGUUACUUGAACACCUCCCUCAACCUGGAUGCCGCGACAGGGUUAGUCACAGUAUCUACUGACAAUCAUGGAUUCGAUCGUGAAGUCAUGCCCGAGUACCACCUCUACAUCGAAGCUCGUGACAACGAGGGAACUGGAAACCGGGCCCAAGUGCCAUUAAUCAUUAAAAUGAUUGAUGUUAACGAUGAGACGCCUAUUUUCGAGAAACCCGUCUAUGAAUUUAUCCUGUCGCCAGACCUGAGAAACUUCACGACACCGGCAUUCAUCAAAGCCAUUGAUAAUGACGCCACACCCCCCAAUAACGAAGUUCGCUACGAAAUAAUUAAUGGAAAUUAUGAGAAUAAAUUCGAUUUAAAUAAGAUGACAGGCGAAAUAACCGUGCGAGAUUUGAUUGUUCUUCAAAGGAGGAACAAACGGAAGAGGAGACAGAUAAACAGUAGCAAUAAGAACGAAGAUAGUGAGGUAUUCGUGCUUACGGCUCGUGCCUAUGACUUGGGCGUCCCAGUAAGAUUCUCAACGACUACUAUAAGAAUUUAUCCACCCGAAAGUCGAGCAAGGACUGUAACAUUUAUAGUGCCAGGAUCCAAUCCGGAUAGAAAGAAGACUGAAGAAACCUUGUCCACUAUUACUGGCGGACACGUCACUAUACAAGAUAUUAGGCCGCUAGUCGGCGAUGAGCCUGGUGCUAAGAAUCUGGGCGGUGAUGCUAAGGAAAGAAGUGUCGUAACAGCAACGGUGCUUUACGAUGGUAAUUCAUUUGUAGAUAUUUCUCAAAUCCAACAACGGUUAUCACAACAUAAUAGUUCGUAUACGAUAAUGACAAGGGAGGAACAAAGUGAGACAAUCUACAGAGCUGAAAACCGACUGUUAUUUUGGCUCCUCAUUUUAUUAGCUGUUCUUAUAGCAGUAACCAUCUUAAUUUUGCUUUUGUGCUGCAUAUGCUCAUGGUGUCCGCUCUACAGUGCUGCAAGCAAAAGAGUUAUAAAUGUCGGUAGUACUGAAGACGAUGUUCAUCUAGUUCAUAGAGAAAAUGCAAAUGGAAAACAGACAAAAUCUGUUCAGGUCGCGGAAUGGAUGGGAAGACGGGAAGCGUGGUCAGCGGAGAAGACAUCAGACCCCAGAACGAAACCGACCCGGUGGGAAUUCAGUCGCCGUGUCAACUAUAACGAAAAACUAGCUGAUGACGGUGGCGAUCAUAUUGAUAGUAUAGAAAGCGACCGUCGAGCCCGAUCCGCUGAUGAUCGCAAAAUUAGGAUUAAAAAUCAUUUAAAAGAUAUGAAUGCAGCCAAAGAAACUCAUUUCCAUAAUUCUAGAACAAACUUGAUCAAUGAUCGUGAUGCGUACAUUGAGGAUGUGGUCGAUGAACACAACGAGUCACAUAUCUAUCGCAAUCAGUAUAAAUCUAAACAUGGGACAGUAGCAGAGGAGCGCCAUAUUGACGACGACUCAAUGCGACGUCAUGAAAUUGAUCGUGGCAGUGAUAUUGACUAUGGUGGAAGGAGCAGUUUGAAAAGACAAUCCAAUCGGGAAUUAUACAUCAAAGAUGGUAACGCAGAAAUCCUACAGUUGAUGACUAGAGGAAAGCAGGACGAAGAGAAUAUUUACGUGAACGUGCCACCUAAAGCCGGAACUUUGACUCAACCACAAUUCGUGAUGGUGGAUAAUAGUGGGAAAGAAAUUCUUAUGCGAAGGUUCAUAGAGGAACAACCAGACGGCAAGCAGAUAAUCAGAGAACACUACCAGAUAGUACCUGGAGCAACCUACAUUCAAACUAUGCCCAACGAAGUACAAAAUAUCCAAACUACGACUGACCUUUAUGGGACCAAAUCAGGUGCAAAUAGUGUGGUUUACUCCCAAAUGGAACCCGAAGUAAAAGUCAUUCACACUCAGCCAGUUCAAGGCAAAAGCCAGUUAGACGACGAACCCCAGUUGCAGCCGGCAGUAUCCAACCAGUCCCUUAUUCAGCAGGAACUUGAGCAAUCCUUGAAACAACAAAAUGCAUUGCUCCGACAAAUCCUUCUUGAAAAAGAAAAACUAGAGGAACGGUAUAAUCAGCAAGAAGUCGCCCUUGAAACUCAGAGUCUUCCAUGCCACUCGAUGGCCAUAGCAACUCAAACUGAUUGUGAGGCUGGAACUCAGACAGAUGCUGUCCCAACGUCAGCGCGAAGAAGAGCGCGUAGUGAAAACGAUGAUUCUAUGUCAGACGAUGAUUAUGAAUAUAUCCGUUACAGUCCUCCCAAUAGCCCCAAUGGUGUAUAUUGGAUCAAGCGAAAGCGUCACAAAAAGAAAAUCAGAUACAGACCAGCUGAUAAACCACGUAAAAGGAUUGUGAUGGUUGAGGAGGUAAAGAGAAAAAUUCGAACACCAAUAAAAGAAGAAAGUGAGGAAGCAGAAUACAAGAGGCGGUCACCGACGAAAGAGAAGAAAGUCGCCAUGUUGAAGAAAAUGAAAGGAGAUAGUAGCUCAAAAGCAAAGCUUAAGCAAUCGAAAUCUUCAUCACUAGACAAAGAUCUCUUGAUGGAGAUUUCCGAUUCCCUUGACGAGCAGGCAAGCCCUGAUCUCAAAGAUCGAAAAAAACAUCGAAUACAUGUUAAGGAGGUUGCUUACUAUGACUCGCAGGGAGAAUCAGACGGCGAUGAAAUUGUCAUCCGCCGUAAUACCUAUUCCGAAAGUGGUGAGGAGUAUACAGAUGAUGACGACUCACGACACAUCGAAAUUAGAGUUAGAGAUGGCCGCAGUAGAUCAUCCUCUCGCCGUCAGUCCUCGCCAGAUCAUAAGAAAGAAUCAACUUCACAACAGUCUCAUAAACCAACCAAAUCAGUACCUGCAACACCGCCCUCAAAACCGCGUCUUUCCCGAAAAGAUGCCGUCACAAGCAAAGAACCAAGACGACAAACAACCUCCGAACCACCAAACCGUGCCUCAAAAAGACCAGCUCCCAAGCCCCCAGCACCUGACAAACAAAAGCAACGAGGCAGUCGUCUAUCAGCCCAAAGCGAAACUGACCUUGUUGAAAGAGUAGAUCAUGAAGACGUGGAAAGUACAAAGAGCGUGCCCAAAUAUAUGGAGUGGUACUACGCGAAGAAAAAAGGCACCACUGACUCAGAGGGGCCUUCGAAAUCUGAAGACCACAAAUCGGAUAAAGUGAAACCAAAAGCUGGUACAAAGAAACCGAGUGGAGGCAGUGACAGACGCCCUGGGAAAGCUCGCCCAGCAAAACCUCAGGAACAGCAGGAUGAGGGUAAACAAAAACCAGAACCAAUGCCUCGCAAAUCACCCCCUAAGGGAGCACGUCUUCUGAAAGAAGACAUUCUGGUGAACAAAAAUUUGAAACCCCGUAUUGAAACUGAAGCAAAUCACCCCUUGCUUCAGCACUCCGAGCAUCAUUUCGAGAGAAAAUACGACCCUGCCCCUGACAUACCAGUUCCUCCAACAAAGCUGCCACACUAUCUAUACCCAGAGACCCCUCCAUUUGUCAGUGGCGACAGCAAGAAAAAGUCAAAGGACUUCAAACCAAAACCGUCUCCAAUCAAAGAAAACGAAGUGAAAGUGUCGUCAACUGGAACGACCGUUUACAUCGACGGUAGUUCGUCUCGGAAAGCUUCUACUGCCCAAAGUCAAUCAAAACAAUUAAACGCUGCCACCUUGGAAGAUGACCAUGAUUCCGGAAUUGCCAUGAAUUCUCUGCUUCACAGCAUGGGUCGGCGAAACCCGAUUGCUGAAAAGAAAAGCGUGUUCACCAUUGCCUAUGAUAAUGUCAAUCAAGUGAAGCGAAUCCCAUCUGAAAGCGAAUCACCGCCAUUUUCAUAAUCCGCCAUUUUACUUUUCUCGUUGAGAAUUGAAUGUGCUACUGUUGUGAUAUUCACUAAUUUUUUCACAAGUUUAGAGUAUUUUUAGGGAAAGGACGAAUAAGCAAUAAGGUUCGAAAGGAACUUGUGCGCAAGCACAAAUCUUUCCUCCGAUACACUGAAUGCAUUCAGUAUUCCUGUUUACGUUGCAAUAAAGCACUAAAUGCCAUUUCAGUAAUAUUUAUAUUGUGAUCUGUUCCGCUGCCAUACAAUGUUUAUUACAAAUGGCGAAAUAUAAAUAAUAUAAACCGGAAUGCGAAUACAUUUGGACGCCUGGCAUAUUCUGCUAAGCUAACGAAGUGGAAUGAAGGCAAAAUUACUGGUGCAAGUUUUUGUUUCCAACACAAUCAUUAUCUCCUUUUUAAUUAUUCAAAAAGAUAUUCCUUGUUACAAAGUAGUUUUUAGUUCACAAUCAAUUCCCUGUAAAUAUUUUAUUCCUUAGCAAUAAUCAAAAUGAUUUACACAUUCCUAGAGUAAGACUUAUUUUAAAGGAUGUGUGUGAGAAUGAACGCAAGGAAAGAAUGCCGUUAAUUACGGAAAAUGUAAAAAGAAAAAUAGUUGAAGUAAGUUAGAUACUUUUUUAUUGUAACUUGUAGUUAUUUUCUAAGCAAAAAGUAUUAAACGACGCAUAGAUAAAUAUUCAAAUAUCAUUUUCCCCUUCUAGUAUUGCUCACUACAUUUUUAAAGCAACUUUGAACUGUUCAUUCCCUUUUGAUUUUUUAUUGUUAAUGGAAGCUAGUGAGGAAAGUAGAUAAAAUAUUAAUAAUUCUUUGUACUUGUAUAAAUUAAUUUACUUAACCUUUUUGAUAAGAAAAUAUUAUUAUUAGAUAAUUAUUGUAAUUAUUACCUAGUCAAGACAUUUCAAAAUUUGUCAAAAUAUUUAGAAACUUCUCUGUUAACUCUUGACAUUGAAAAAGUCUAAAAAUAAUA
Molecule: messenger RNA, 7190 nt
Organism: Hermetia illucens (black soldier fly)
Lineage: Eukaryota; Metazoa; Arthropoda; Insecta; Diptera; Stratiomyidae
Gene: Cad86C
Product: cadherin-86C
Exons: 18
Coding region: 829-6222 (1797 amino acids)
Biological process (GO): homophilic cell-cell adhesion
Cellular component (GO): plasma membrane
Molecular function (GO): calcium ion binding
Source: RefSeq, a predicted model, not a curated record